GGCCAACAUGCCUGUGCGCAGGGGGCAUGUGGCACCACAAAAUACAUUUCUGGGGACCAUCAUUCGGAAAUUUGAAGGGCAAAAUAAAAAAUUUAUCAUUGCAAAUGCCAGAGUGCAGAACUGUGCCAUCAUUUAUUGCAACGAUGGGUUCUGUGAGAUGACUGGUUUCUCCAGGCCAGAUGUCAUGCAAAAGCCAUGCACCUGCGACUUUCUCCAUGGACCCGAGACCAAGAGGCAUGAUAUUGCCCAAAUUGCCCAGGCAUUGCUGGGGUCAGAAGAGAGGAAAGUGGAGGUCACCUACUAUCACAAAAAUGGGUCCACUUUUAUUUGUAACACUCACAUAAUUCCAGUGAAAAACCAAGAGGGCGUGGCUAUGAUGUUCAUCAUUAAUUUUGAAUAUGUGACGGAUAAUGAAAACGCUGCCACCCCAGAGAGGGUAAACCCAAUAUUACCAAUCAAAACUAUAAACCGGAAAUUUUUUGGGUUCAAAUUCCCUGGUCUGAGAGUUCUCACUUACAGAAAGCAGUCCUUACCACAAGAAGACCCUGAUGUGGUGGUCAUCGAUUCAUCUAAACACAGUGAUGAUUCAGUAGCCAUGAAGCAUUUUAAGUCUCCUACAAAAGAAAGCUGCAGCCCCUCUGAAGCAGAUGACACAAAAGCUUUGAUACAGCCCAGCAAAUGUUCUCCCUUGGUGAAUAUAUCCGGACCUCUUGACCAUUCCUCUCCCAAAAGGCAAUGGGACCGACUCUACCCUGACAUGCUGCAGUCAAGUUCCCAGCUGUCCCAUUCCAGAUCAAGGGAAAGCUUAUGUAGUAUACGGAGAGCAUCUUCGGUCCAUGAUAUAGAAGGAUUCGGCGUCCACCCCAAGAACAUAUUUAGAGACCGACAUGCCAGCGAAGACAAUGGUCGCAAUGUCAAAGGGCCUUUUAAUCAUAUCAAGUCAAGCCUCCUGGGAUCCACAUCAGAUUCAAACCUCAACAAAUACAGCACCAUUAACAAGAUUCCACAGCUCACUCUGAAUUUUUCAGAGGUCAAAACUGAGAAAAAGAAUUCAUCACCUCCUUCUUCAGAUAAAACCAUUAUUGCACCCAAGGUUAAAGAUCGAACACACAAUGUGACCGAGAAAGUGACCCAGGUUCUCUCUUUAGGAGCAGAUGUCCUACCUGAAUACAAACUGCAGACACCACGCAUCAACAAGUUUACGAUAUUGCACUACAGCCCUUUCAAGGCAGUCUGGGACUGGCUUAUCCUGCUGUUGGUCAUAUACACUGCUAUAUUUACUCCCUACUCUGCAGCCUUCCUCCUCAAUGACAGAGAAGAACAGAAAAGACGAGAAUGUGGCUAUUCUUGUAGCCCUUUGAAUGUGGUAGACUUGAUUGUGGAUAUUAUGUUUAUCAUAGAUAUUUUAAUAAACUUCAGAACAACAUAUGUAAAUCAGAAUGAAGAAGUGGUAAGUGAUCCCGCCAAAAUAGCAAUACACUACUUCAAAGGCUGGUUCCUGAUUGACAUGGUUGCAGCAAUUCCUUUUGACUUGCUGAUUUUUGGAUCAGGUUCUGAUGAGACAACAACAUUAAUUGGUCUUUUGAAGACUGCCCGACUCCUCCGUCUUGUGCGCGUGGCCAGGAAACUGGAUCGAUAUUCAGAAUAUGGCGCUGCUGUUCUAAUGCUCUUAAUGUGCAUCUUUGCCCUGAUUGCUCACUGGCUGGCUUGCAUUUGGUAUGCGAUUGGGAAUGUAGAAAGGCCUUACCUGACUGACAAAAUCGGAUGGUUGGAUUCCUUAGGACAACAAAUUGGGAAACGUUACAAUGACAGUGACUCAAGUUCUGGACCAUCCAUUAAAGACAAAUACGUCACAGCACUUUAUUUUACCUUCAGCAGUUUAACCAGUGUAGGAUUCGGGAAUGUGUCUCCUAACACGAAUUCGGAGAAAAUCUUUUCAAUUUGUGUCAUGUUGAUUGGCUCACUAAUGUAUGCAAGCAUUUUUGGGAAUGUAUCUGCAAUUAUCCAAAGACUAUACUCGGGAACUGCCAGGUACCACAUGCAGAUGCUGCGAGUAAAAGAGUUCAUUCGCUUUCACCAAAUCCCCAACCCUCUGAGGCAACGUCUUGAAGAAUAUUUCCAGCACGCAUGGACUUACACCAAUGGCAUUGACAUGAACAUGGUCCUAAAGGGUUUCCCAGAAUGCUUACAAGCAGACAUUUGUCUACAUCUCAACCAGACGUUGCUGCAAAACUGCAAAGCCUUUCGGGGGGCAAGUAAAGGUUGCCUUAGAGCUUUGGCAAUGAAGUUCAAAACCACCCAUGCACCUCCAGGAGACACCCUCGUUCACUGUGGGGAUGUCCUCACUGCACUUUAUUUCUUAUCCAGAGGCUCCAUUGAAAUUCUCAAAGAUGACAUUGUGGUGGCUAUUCUGGGAAAAAAUGAUAUAUUUGGAGAAAUGGUUCAUCUUUAUGCCAAACCUGGAAAGUCUAAUGCAGAUGUAAGAGCCCUCACAUACUGUGACUUGCAUAAGAUUCAGCGAGAAGACUUGUUAGAGGUUUUGGAUAUGUAUCCUGAGUUUUCUGAUCACUUUCUGACAAACCUAGAGUUGACUUUCAACCUAAGGCAUGAGAGUGCAAAGGCUGAUCUCCUACGAUCACAAUCCAUGAAUGAUUCAGAAGGAGACAACUGUAAACUAAGAAGAAGGAAAUUGUCAUUUGAAAGUGAAGGAGAGAAAGAAAACAGUACAAAUGAUCCUGAAGACUCUGCAGAUACCAUAAGACAUUAUCAGAGUUCCAAGAGACACUUUGAAGAGAAAAAAAGCAGAUCCUCAUCUUUCAUCUCCUCCAUUGAUGAUGAACAAAAGCCGCUCUUCUCAGGAAUAGUAGACUCUUCUCCAGGAAUAGGGAAAGCAUCUGGGCUCGAUUUUGAAGAAACAGUGCCCACGUCAGGAAGAAUGCACAUAGAUAAAAGAAGUCACUCUUGCAAAGAUAUCACUGACAUGCGAAGCUGGGAACGAGAAAAUGCACAUCCCCAGCCUGAAGACUCCAGUCCAUCUGCACUUCAGCGAGCUGCCUGGGGUAUCUCUGAAACCGAAAGCGACCUCACCUACGGGGAAGUGGAACAAAGAUUAGAUCUGCUCCAGGAGCAACUUAACAGGCUUGAAUCCCAAAUGACCACUGACAUCCAGACCAUCUUACAGUUGCUGCAGAAACAAACCACUGUGGUCCCCCCAGCCUACAGUAUGGUAACAGCAGGAGCAGAAUAUCAGAGACCCAUCAUCCAGCUGAUGAGAACCAGUCAACCGGAAGCAUCCAUCAAAACUGACCGAAGUUUCAGCCCUUCCUCACAAUGUCCUGAAUUUCUAGACCUUGAAAAAUCUAAACUUAAAUCCAAAGAAUCCCUUUCAAGUGGGGUGCAUCUGAACACAGCUUCAGAAGACAACUUGACUUCACUUUUAAAACAAGACAGUGAUCUCUCUUUAGAGCUUCACCUGCGGCAAAGAAAAACUUAUGUUCAUCCAAUUAGGCAUCCUUCUUUGCCAGAUUCAUCCCUAAGCACUGUAGGAAUCGUGGGUCUUCAUAGGCAUGUUUCUGAUCCUGGUCUUCCAGGGAAAUAAUCAUUUUGUACUAUUUACUCCACAUACAAUGUAAGUGCUUUUAAUGGCUGUUUUCCUUUUUCUAUUUAAAUCCUCUCUACUUGACUCAGGGGCUCACAAGGUACCAUUAUAUGCAAAAGUACUGUAUAUUUUCCUAAAUUGAAGCUUGUAAGGUAAAACUGAGCAGUUAGGAUGUAAAUAUACAUAAGAACUUUUGGUUCCAAAUGUUAAAACUGCCAGCAUCUCACGGCACCUUAUUUUUUUUUUUAUUUUUUAAAUCACAUGCAUGUUAGGAAACUCCAAUUUCUCUUGCAUGGAGACUCCUACUUACUGCUUUUACUAAACCAGUACUUUGUUAUGAAAAUGCCUUCCAUGCAAAUAAGAAACCAAGGGAUAAAACUGUUCAUGGAUGCAACUCAAAUUCAGAUGAUCCUCAACUCAUGGGAAUUCCAGGGGGAUAAAGGGAACUUAGUCACUUUUGCACACAGAUUCAGGUCUUUCUGUAUCAAGAUGUUCAAAGUUAAUUACGUUCAUUCCUCCACACUGGAAGAAAGAAUACAAAGUUUGAGUUGUAAACCUCUGACAGUAUAGGAAGCCAUAUCCAAAAACUAAACAUAGGCCAACAGUAAUGAGAACAAAGGUCUUUCUAUUUAAAAUUAUGUCACUAAUUGCAUUUACAAACCAUCUAAAGUAUUUUCCACUGGCACAUUUCCUAGAAGGCUUAAAAACAAAUUUCUCUCAUUUUGCUUUUUUUCUGGAGGCGGGGGAUGGUGUGGUCUCCUUAAGUACUGCUAAACUGUGAUUAACACAAACUGAUGUGAUUCACAUUUUAAAGCAAUCCUGAGUGGACAUACAGCCUGGGCAACAUGGCAAAACCCCACCUCUACAAAAAAUGCUUAAAAAUUAGCAGGGUGUGGUAAUUCACACCUGUAAACCCAGCUACUUGAGAGACUGAGGUGGGAGGAUGGGUUGAGCUUGGGAGGUCAAGAGUGCAGCAGGCCUUGAUCACACCACUGCACUCCUGCCUGACAAUACAGUAAGACCCUAUCUCAAAAAAUAAAUAAAAAAUAGUCGACACAGUUUUCAAAAAAUGUGCAAUUUCAGUGGAUUUGCAUGGCAAAACUAGUUUCCAUUAAGUAUAUGUUAUUCCAUGUCUAAUUGCAGCUGCGGGAAAGCAAUGGGCCUAGAAAGAAAAUGCACAUACCAGCAGUAAAAUUUCAGUUGUGUUUAGUUAUUCCAACACUUUUGCCAAUUGAAAAUUAAAUAAAAAUCUAUUAUACAUGGAUUGGAAUGAAUAUAUAUUGACCUGAGAAUAUCAGAACAUACAAUGAAAUAUAUCUUUCAAUUAAAAUAUCUUCAACUGUUAGAUUUUUUGUGGGGGGCAUAUGUAUCUCAUAAAAUUGGGGUAAAGAAAAACAUUACAAUUUAAGAUUCUGAUCAGUCAAGUUCUAGUUAAGAAAUGUUAUUUUUCAAUUCAAGUACAAUUUUAAAAUUAUGAACUCUGAUCCAUUAUAUCUUUUCUUGCUGAACAAAAAUAUUGAAAUUUAUUGAAAGUUUGUUAGUCCAUUAAGAACAUUUUUAUCAGUGCACAUUACUAAAUGGGUUAACUUCUAUCCCUUCAGGAUAUUCAAACUUUGACACUGAUCUGUUAAUCAGCUUCAAAUGCAAGCUAUUUCAAGUUACUAAAACUAUUGCAUUGUUUAAAAUGUGAUUAAAGUGACCUUAGAUUGCUCCCUAUAUAUUUUUAAAUGGUCACAUAAAUUGGUAAUCCAUGUGGAAGGCAAUCUGUAAGCAAAGGCAUGUUCUUAUUCCUGCUUAAUUUUUGAAAAACCAAAACACAAAUGUUCAAGUGCAUUAUUCAAAAUGACCAGUCAAUUCCAACAUAUACUAUUAUACAAAAGUGUAAUAAUUAUAACCAGCUUCCCAAACUAUUUGGUGUUAUGCAGAUACAAACUUAGGGGCUAACUGAUGCUUUCACUUCCUCACUCAACAAACAUUCAAUGGUGCCUAGCAGGGAAGAGAAAGUCCCAUAAAUGGCUAACUCUGAUUCAGAGGACUAUUUUGGGAUUUUAUUUCCACAUUGGACACAUUUUUGCAGCUGCAACAAAUUUCAUAAGGAUUGCCGGCCUAAGUUCAGGAACAUUCAGAAUGAAUUCACCAGAGAAUGUUCAUUUGUAGGGAGAGAGGAUUUGGCAGGUGAGGAAUGGAGAUCUGAUUGAUUAGUGAAUGCCUCAGCUGCAACAUUUGGUAUGACAUGCAUAAAAUCCAGCCUCCCACAUAAAACUUGUUUAUAUUUCUUUAUGAAACCUGAGCAUGAAGAAAUAGGAAGAUGGGGAAUGGCGUGCAAGCAUCCAGUUUAUUUAAAUUCUAGCACAACACAAACCUUUUUCUUAGUUCCUUGACAUCAUUGCUUAUAUUAAAAUCUUAACCCUCAGAGAGUUGAACAGGAUUAGGAAGGUCCCUUCCUACAUGAUAUUAGCUUAAAAAGAGACUGAGCAAUAUAAAGACGUGAUUAGUUGGGCAUAAAUGUCAGAAGACUCAAUGGCUAAAGUGACUUACAGAUGACCAAAGCAAUUAUCUUGAUGUACAAAAUUCAUCCCUUUCCCCAGCCAAAGAUCUAAUGCCUAAAUGUACCAUCAUCCCCCCGGUUGGCUAUUGCAAAAACAGUCUGACCUCUCCAUCUAGGGAUCAUGCCGAGAGCCAGGUUGAACUGCUGCAGCCAAUCAUAAUUGCAGUGUAGCAAAUGCUUUCCUUCUAGGUAAUUAGAAGCAGUAAUAUAACACCUUUUGCUCUCCUCCUAAAAAUAAUGUUACCUGGUCCCCUGGCCUAAAUAAAAUGUCAUUUAAAAUCUAAAGUUUAUUUGAAUCCAAUGAUCUCCUGCUGUUAUUAAUUGCUGGGCAAAGAGCUGAAACUUAGACUUAUCAUUCUCCCCCAUAGGGGAGUCACAUUAUUUAAUCAGUUGAGAAAACCAGGAAUAAGAAAUGAUGAAGCCAAAUUCUCAUGGGGUUUUUAAAUUAAUAAUCACUCAGUCAACAAACAUAGGAAGGCAGGGGGCAGAUUUGGGACAGAAUAGUUUCUUAAGUCCAUUAUAAUGUAUUGGUCAUCAGAGCACAACUAUCCUACUCUUCUAGUCAGGAAGUACGGGAAGUAGGUCAGGGCAUUUGAGGUCAGGUUUAAUAUGUUUGUGUAAGAAUUGCUUACAAGGUCCUUUUGGAGGGUGAACUUUAGAAAUGGUUCCAAAAUGACUAGAAAAAAAAAGUUCUUAUCCAAAUGUCAUUUUAAAACCCCAUCAUAUAUUGUCUAAGGAUAAAAUGUAUCACCUUAUUGGCAUAUCUAAAAUUAUUAUUAUUAAAUAACAACAGUAUCAUUCCUCUAAAUGACUUUCAUGAUUUAAAAAAAUGUUCAGUAGAUGUUAUUAGAAAUGAAUUGCAACAUUGACAUAACUUAACAGAGUGUCUAAAUUGCUUAUCUAUGGCUAAAACCAAAAAUAGAUAAAUAUAUGUAAAUUACUUAUCUAUGAAAAUCAAAAUUUUUAUAAAUUAUCAAAAAAUCAAGUUAUAUUUUUACAGUAAAACAAAUAUGUUUCUAUCAUGUCAGUUCGAAGAGGCACUUGAAGACAGGAUGAUACAGGACAGUGGUCCUCAAAGAGUGGUCCUCCAACCAACACUACUAGCAUCACCUGGAGACUUGGCAGAAAUGCAUAUUCUUGGCCUCACCCCAGAUCUAGUAAAUCAGAAAAUUUAGGGGUGGGACCCAGCAAUCAUCUUUUAACAAGCCCUCCCUCACGUGAUCCUUACACACACUAAAAAUUUAAGAAUUACCAAUGUAGAAGAGCAAGCAUAGAUUCUGCAUCAGACCAACUUGGGUUCCAAUACCAGUUUUUUCAUCAAUAGCUGUGUGACCUUGAGCAAGUUAACCUCCCCCAGUCUUUUUCUUGAAUCUCUAAAAAUAAGAUAAUGGUAUCUGUCUCACAGAAGCUUGAGAAAGAAAUGAGAUAAAAUAUAGUAAAGUGCCUGGCAUAUACUAGGUGCUCAAAAAAUGCUGAGUUCCUUGUUUCUCAUCCAGAAACAUGGCAUUAAAACAAUCAGGAGAACAAUUUCCCAAGAUUUAGAUUUUGCACAAUGUGCAACGUCUCCAACAACAUAGCUGUUGCCAAGAUGAAAGUUUUUGAUUCAGAAAAACCUACAUGUAACUAUUGUUUUAUCUCUCUUAAUUGUAUUUUGCACUAUUAGGUUUAUAGCUUUAAAGUAAUACUCUUUACAAUAAUAGUGAGAGUAUCAAUCUCCUUGUUAUAAACAUAUCUACUCUGAAUCGAUGUUAUACAUGCCAAGUAUGUAAAGUAAUCUGUCGAUCAGUACUACUAGAAUGUAUUCUAUAAAGGCUGGCUCACUGUGGAAGUCCUUCUUUAGAUCUAUGAUAUAGUCCUUAGAUGGAUAUCUGAAAAUACAUUUACAAAAUACAAUUUUGAAAGUAUAUAAUUUUCCAUUUUUACAGAAAAUAUAAUUUUACAGUUGCAAUGGUUUUCAGACCCCAGGCCACUCUCUCAUUGCACAGAUAUGUUACACAGUCUUAAACUGGCUAAGCUCUUGUGCGGAACGGUGGAAAUGGCAGGGGACUCAAUGUGGUAAACCUGAAUUCAAAUUCUACCUUCUCCAUUUAUUCUUGGGACAAACCCAGAGUAAGCCCCAGUAUCCAAAAUGAUAAAAAUGGUGUUAGCAUCUAACAUAUCUUGAAGGGGUGUGUUGAGGAUCCUCUGAAAAUAUAAGUAGAAAUGCUUUGUAAACCAUAAAGGACGUUAUUUCUUACAGUAAA
Pan troglodytes (chimpanzee) is the source of this 8389-nucleotide messenger RNA. It is a transcript of the gene KCNH7, whose product is annotated as potassium voltage-gated channel subfamily H member 7. Gene Ontology annotation, cellular component: plasma membrane. The coding region runs from base 8 to 3598 and encodes 1196 amino acids. The transcript is spliced from 16 exons. Gene Ontology annotation, biological process: potassium ion transmembrane transport; regulation of membrane potential. Gene Ontology annotation, molecular function: inward rectifier potassium channel activity. Lineage: Eukaryota; Metazoa; Chordata; Mammalia; Primates; Hominidae. The record is from RefSeq and is a predicted model, not a curated record.